Selaginella moellendorffii is the source of this 867-nucleotide messenger RNA. RefSeq lists its product as uncharacterized. NCBI's taxonomy places the organism in Eukaryota, Viridiplantae, Streptophyta, Lycopodiopsida, Selaginellales, Selaginellaceae. The transcript is spliced from 6 exons. The coding region runs from base 12 to 665 and encodes 217 amino acids. The record is from RefSeq and is a predicted model, not a curated record.
UCCAGCAGCUGAUGAUAUCUCCAGAGGAUCUCAAGGUUUCUACGGCGUUAUUGCUUUCUACAAAGACACAACGAGAGUCCUUGUUAACACUCUUGGAUUUCAAAGUUAUGGAGGCACACGCUCCAUACGUCUGGGUAUGGACGUCCAUGAGCAAGAUGAGAUUGCAGUUUCGCAAUGGUUUCAAGAAGCAUGAGCCGCAGGUCUUCGAGAUCAUAACCUUUCCAAAGUUUGGCAUUGGACAGCGUGCGUUUCUCAUCCAGACUCAAGGGAAACAUACUGUGGGACUGCAUCUCAUUUCUAGACGAUGCCACAGUGGCGAUAAUCAAGUCACUAGGUGGAUUGAGAGCGAUUGCCACCUCUCACCCGCAUUACUACAGCACAAACUCUCGAUGGAGCGAGGCUUUUGGAGGCGUCCCGGUUUAUACCCGGGAAUGAGUGGUUUACCAGCACGAAAAGGUGAAGUUCUACUAUGGGAGGGACUCACGCUUUUAGCCUUGCACAAAUCCUCCACUGGUCUCAUGGAGCUCAAGGAGAGGUGUUUUAUUCACUGGAGAUAUCUUACAGGUGGGGAUGGACAACAAAACAGUGAGCAUAAUGAGAUCGUACCCAAAGUAUAUACCACUCGUCCAUGUUUGAUUUGUAGGUGGGGAUGGACAACAAAAUAGUGAGGAUAGUGAGAUCGUAUCUAAACUAUGUACCACUCUUGUCAAGCCACACUAAAAGGAUAGGCCAGGUGAUCGAGCCAUGGGAUUUUGGGAGGCUCUACGUUGAGUUUCAGGACAGAGAGGAUGACGCUGCUUAAGCAUCACAAUUAUUGAUUGACUCUCAAGUAAUGAAUCAGACUGAAACUCGAGAUGCUUUUCUGAU